Messenger RNA from Xenopus tropicalis (tropical clawed frog), 1547 nucleotides. It is a transcript of the gene spo11, whose product is annotated as SPO11 initiator of meiotic double strand breaks. Gene Ontology annotation, cellular component: nucleus; chromosome. The coding region runs from base 120 to 1241 and encodes 373 amino acids. NCBI's taxonomy places the organism in Eukaryota, Metazoa, Chordata, Amphibia, Anura, Pipidae. The transcript is spliced from 14 exons. Gene Ontology annotation, molecular function: DNA topoisomerase type II (double strand cut, ATP-hydrolyzing) activity; DNA binding; catalytic activity. The record is from RefSeq and is marked provisional. Gene Ontology annotation, biological process: meiotic DNA double-strand break formation; DNA metabolic process.
UAACUUUUUUGGGAGGUAGAGGAACAUCAGUGACUGCCGUACAAGGGGUUUUCCGAGAUUUCAACGUUAAGGACUAAAGAAUAUUAAUAGGCCAAAAACUGGGCUUAUUAAGGACAGAAAUGGACCUAUUGCUGAGCCCAGACUUUUUUCAGUAUGUGGAACGACACCGGGCAUCUCUGCUGAAGAAGCUGCAGGAAAAUGUGGAGCAAAGCUCUAGUUGGCAAGGGGAAACACAAGAGAACAUAACCAGUUCCCAGGUUCUUGCUGCCAUUGAACGUAUAAUCCAGGGAAUAACGGAAAGCCUGUCUAAAAAUGAAGCGCCUGUUCUCACCCUGGACAACAGAACAAACUGGGCAAACAUAGAGUUUAACCAUUUAGUUGGGCUGCAGAUAGCAAAACAUUGCACUACCAGGAAAGUAAGGAGCAACUGUGCCAAGUCUGCGCAGAAGUUUGCCCUGAUGCUUAAGGUACUGUCAGUGAUCUACAAACUGGUCCAGACUGAUACGUACACUACAAAAAGAGAUAUAUAUUACAAUGAUGUGCAACUUUAUGGCUCCCAGACAGUGGUGGACAACAUUGUUAGCGAUCUCUCCUGCAUGCUGAAAAUCCCAAGAAUCAAUUUACACAUACUCUCUACGUCCAAGGGGUGUGUGGCUGGAGAUUUAUGGUUUACGGCCGAAGAUGGAAGCAAAGUGUACUGCGGUGGCAGCUCAUCGGGCGUCCUCGUGCCAAUAAAUGUCGAAGGAAUCAGACACCUGAGUACCCAGGCUAAAUUCAUCCUCAUAAUCGAAAAGGAUGCAACGUUCCAAAGGCUUCUGGAUGACAACUUCUGUGCUAGGUCUGGCCCCUGCAUCUUGAUUACAGGAAAAGGUGUCCCGGAUCUGAACACCAGGCUUCUCACCCGGAAACUGUGGGAUUCCUUCCACAUCCCCAUCUUCACCCUGGUUGACGCCGACCCCUAUGGUACAAAGUUAGGAGACAACGUUCAGAAGCAGAGUUCGAUUCUUCCCAUAACAUUGUUUCCGUAUAUAUUUUCUUUCACAUUCUCUUGUUUGUGUUUCAGGGAUAGAAAUCAUGUGCAUUUACAAGUAUGGAUCUAUAUCCAUGUCAUACGAAGCUCAUCACUUGACUGUCCCUGCAAUUGCAUGGCUUGGCCUCCUACCAUCAGAUUUAGAGAGGUUAUUCAUUCCCAAAGAUGUUCUGAUACCACUAAGUCCACUGGACCGGAGGAAGCUGCUUAGCAUCCAGAAGAGACCCUACAUUGCCUGCCAGCCGCUCUGGAAACGAGAAAUUGAGAAAAUGGCAGCCAGCGAAAGGAAGGCAGAAAUCCAAGCCCUGACGUCACUGUCUCCUGACUUCCUGUCCAGGGUCUAUUUACCCAACAAGCUGCGUUACGGAGGCUGGAUCUGAGCAGCGCAGGACACGUAUUGGGGCUAAAAAACUGCAUGUUUUUUCUUAAUGCAAAAUUGUUAUUUUUCAGUUGGAAUAUUAAGCAUUUCUUGUUACCUUGUUACUAGUUUGGCAAAAUAAAAAAGUUAUGAGCACAA